UCAUUUUGUGUUGUUUUUGCGUAAAACGUCAAAUUGGAGUGUGCUUGUUGGAAUAAUUUGAAUAAACCAUUAUUAACGGAGUGACAAAUAAUCGAGAAGUCAUUUCUGCAAAUCAUUUCAACGUAACAGAUAAAUUGAGUUGCCUUAAUCAUGCCAUUACAUAGAUAUACUCAUGCUAUUUUGUGUAGAAUCCCUCUUUCCCUGCGAACGAGAGGGGAGGUCACGCUUGACGAGGCUAGAAAGCAACAUUUAGCUUUAGCACAAUUAUUACGAGAACUUGAUAUUGACGUGGUUGAAAUGCCUCCAGACGAAAAUUCACCUCUAUGUGUUUUCGUUGAGGAUAUUGCGGUUAUUUGUAAUGGUAUUGCACUCAUCGCUCGACCAACUGAACCAUCUCGUCUAAAAGAGAUUGAUACUAUUAGAGCUGUAUUAAAAAAAGAAUUAGAAAUACCUUUAAUAGAAAUUGCAGACAAGAAUGCUCGUUUAGACGGAGGAGAUGUUUUAUUUACAGGCCGUGAAUUUUUUGUUGGCUUGUCACAUUUUACAAAUGAAGCAGGUGCACGAGCAGUUGCUGCAGCAUUUCCCGAAUAUCCUUGUGUACCUAUAAAGGUUGCAGAAUCCAAACGCUUGAAAUCAUUAGUUACCAUGGCUGGCCCUGAUGUUAUUUGUGUUGGUGCUGGCAAAGAAUGUCAGGAAGUGUUAAAGAGGAUCGAGCGAGAAGCAACAUACAGUUACCAGACUUUAACAGUACCUGAAGAUGCUGCUGCAAAUGUUCUCUAUGUCAAUGGAACUCUCAUUCAUCGAUCAGAGGAUGAAAUUCCUCAGUCAAGUAAGGUUUUUAUGGAAAAAGUAGAAUUUCCAACUAGAUCAUUACCUAUGUCUGAAUUAGCAAAAGUCAGUUCUGGUUUAUCUUCUUGUUGUUUAUUAGUACGCAGACCCAGACAUAUUCGCAGUAUUUAAAAAAAAAGAAAGAAAGAAAAAACCAGAAAAAAGUUAAUAACAUGAUAUAUAAUCUCAGUGAAAUACCCUGUAUUUUAACAAGUGAAAAGAAACUUUCUUUAAUGGGCUGAACACGUAUUAAUUUUAUUAAAGAAAGUGGAUCUAUCACUAUAGCUUUUAUAUCAUUUUGAUAUCUGGAUGUAUAAAUUUAACAAUUAUAAAAAAUUAAUAUAAUAUAUUUAAGUUUUAAAUAUAAAGAAAGAGCUAAUAUAUAUAUAUUGAUGUGUUUAAAGUAAAAAUACUAGUUUAUAUUCCUAAUAGAAUUAUUUUGUAUAUUUUUUUGCACUUGCCAUUGAGAUACUUCUACUACUUUCUAUUUUUCAAUUUUAUUACAAUAUUUAUACCAUUAUGUAAAAUCUUGUUAUAUCGUAGCAGUAUCAUGACAUUUACUCUUGUUAUUUUAAUUAUUAUAAUUUCUUAUUUGUAUUUUUUUUACGAAAUAGUUAUAUUCAUUUAAUAUUUCAUUUUGCAUUUAAAUGAUAUAAAAAACAGUAUUGUGGUAAUAAAUAUUGCACAAUGUUUUUAUUAUGCAUAAGGGGUUAGAAUAAAGACUCUUUUAAUAUUAUAAUAUUCGAGCAAAAUCAAACUUUUACAUUUGAUAUGAACUAGUAUUUUAUAUUCAGACAUUUUUCAGAAUAUUUAGGACAUUUAUAAAACAAAAUGGCUUUCUUUUUUCGACAAUAUUCUGACUCCCAUAAAUGCAUUUACAACUAGUCGUUAAAACGUGUUCACAAAUUAUGCAAUCAGAAACUCUAUACACUUAGUAAUAAAAGGUAUUCAUGAUAUUAUCAGCUAGAUUUAUAUACACAUCUUUUAAAAUAUACAAAGAGAUACAGUACAUAUAUUAUUGUGUAGCUAUGUUAUUUGAAAGUAAAUUUCUUGGAAAAUCCAUUUGAAAUACGUUUUAAAAUUUUUUAGCUAUUUUCUGUAUGUGUGUGCCGAUUAAAUCUAAUACAGCAUCUACAUUAUAUUUACAAAAACGUAUUAUAUAGUAGUACUGAUGAUUAAGAGUUAAAAAUUAAUAUUGCAUUAAUAUAAUAUAAUUUAUGCUUCACAAUAAAGGCACUGAGCUUAAGGUCCUAUACACUAAAAUUCAUUUUGCUCUCUCAUAGUAUUAUAUUAUUUUAUAUUUUACAAGAUAAUUAACAUCAUACAAUAUGAAAAUAUUAUAAUUAAUAAUAUACGAAACUAUUAUUAAUCUCCUUGCUUUUUUAUAUAAGUGUAAUAACAUUAAGUAAGAUAUUAUGGCUUGUAUAUUUUAUCUUUUUUUACAUAUCGUCUGUGCACAAGAAAAAAACA
This is a messenger RNA of Vespa mandarinia (Asian giant hornet), 2298 nucleotides long. RefSeq names its product N(G),N(G)-dimethylarginine dimethylaminohydrolase 1. The record is from RefSeq and is a predicted model, not a curated record. Gene Ontology annotation, molecular function: dimethylargininase activity; amino acid binding. Gene Ontology annotation, biological process: positive regulation of nitric oxide biosynthetic process; arginine metabolic process. Lineage: Eukaryota; Metazoa; Arthropoda; Insecta; Hymenoptera; Vespidae.